AUGCCAACCUCUGAAGAGUCACAUAAAAGAGUCCAUUUAUGGGAAACGUUAAAAUUUGCUCACACCCAUGUUAAAAGAUUACAAAAAUUUGGAGAAACUAGAUGGUGGGCAAAGAGUAAGGCUGCUUCUAAUAUAUUUGGCACGUUUGACGACAAUUCUAAAGAAAUUUAUUCUACGUUGAUACUUGCUUUAUUAGAAAUGGCUGAAAGUACAGAUUUUGACUCAAUAACAUGCUCCGAGGCGCAGUCAUUACUUGAAAAUUUCUGCAAAUAUGAAACUCUUUUAAUAUCAUUUAUCAUGAUAAAAAUUUUUGAAUACGUGACUCCCGCCUCAAAUUAUCUUCAGACAGAAGAUAUUGAUUUUAUCCAAGCAUACCAUUUGGUAACAAAUGGGAAAUCAAUGGUAAAUGAAAUGUAUGACAAAUUUGAUUUAAUUGUUAAAAAGACGAAUGCAUUUUUAAAUUAUAUAAAUCAAAUUGAGACCUUUAGAAGCAAAGAUAUUGUAAUUGAACAUGAGCUGCCACAACAAAUGUUAAGAAAAAGGAAACGUAUAGUAGACGAAACAACUGAAGAUUCCGUUAUUACCGAUACAAUGAAAAAAUUUGAAGUAUUUAAAUCAGUAAUUAAUCAGGCAAUUCAAAGUAUAAGCCAGAGCUUGGAUUUAUUAAGUGACUCCAAAUUUACUGAUAUUGCAGAAAAGAUUAGGAUCGAUAAUGUGGAAUUAAAAAAAUAA
This is a messenger RNA of Psylliodes chrysocephalus, 732 nucleotides long. The record is from the annotation of a GenBank genome assembly. Lineage: Eukaryota; Metazoa; Arthropoda; Insecta; Coleoptera; Chrysomelidae.